UUUAUGUUUUGAUUUUCUAUGCCUGCCGUGCCUCUCAUUGAUGAUUUUGAGGAUUUAGCAUCCUCAUCCCCCCCGUAAGAUGGCUUCAGCGAUCCUCUUUCCCUUGGCUUUGAAAUCUGGUGGUUUUCCUCUAGAAGCAAGCGACUAUUCCGCUAUAUUUGGACUUCCGUGGACUUCGUUGCAUUUCAAACUUCUAUUUGGAUUGGGUAUCCGUGGAUUUCAGAGUAAAAAUGGGUCACAAAAAAAACUUUCAUUCUCUUCCUGCCGCCUUGUAUUCUUGCUCUUCCCACUUUUGAUUGUUCUUCUUUUUGUGGAUCGAAGGCUCACUACUUUGCAUGUGAUUCCUUUUAUCAAACAGGCGUCCCAAGUAGCGGCAUCUCUUCGAUUGGUUGUUGGACAAACCAUUUUGCAGCCCCGAGUUAGUCGAAGACAAUUGUUGAUUCAUGGCUCCAAAUGUGAGAGUUUGUACUCUGAAAUUUGUAGUCACACACUCAUAAUAUCUGCCAUAUUUUGAAUGAGUUCUGAUGUACUUGUGUGUGAUUAUCACUCUGGUAUUUCUGUUUCCACAAAGGGAUUUUUACUUGACUGGCCUUGACAGUGGCAUUUGGACACCCUUUUUGUGUUCCCAUUCUUGCCAUAUUUUUUCUUUAACAUUUGUACAAUAUGAUGCCUUUUCCCAAAAAAAAUCUUUCUGUAGUUUUGAUUUGUCUACCAAGUCUUUUGGUGUUUAAUACAAAGGUUACCAUGUGAAUGGGUUUUCCAAAUAAUUUGGGGAAUUUGGCAGUAAGCUUUUCCCUCUCUGUAAUUUUGGGAUGGCAAGUGUUUAAU
Malus domestica (apple) is the source of this 828-nucleotide messenger RNA. Lineage: Eukaryota; Viridiplantae; Streptophyta; Magnoliopsida; Rosales; Rosaceae. The record is from RefSeq and is a predicted model, not a curated record.